AUGUCGCAACAACAACACCCACCGUUCACUUGUUGGGUAGAGUUUUGUAACAAGAAAGACGAACUCACCUUCGAGAACACCGCCAACUAUAAUCGUCUCAUCCCUGUCAUCAGAGGUUCCAAACAACUCGCUGUAGGUGACGGUUCUAUCGAUUUGUUCUCUGAUGCAGCCAAGACCAUUCAACUUGAUGUUGAGACUCCAGUCGAUAGGAAUCUUCAGCGAAUCUAUGUCGCCACCACUCAACCACAGCAAGCUCCUCAAACACCAACACAAGAAGUUGCUUCAGAGCUCGAGUUUUGGAGGACGUUGCACAGUGCUUCGAUUGAUCCCGCAGUCAAUAUCCUUUCCCUCCCAGUGGGCGUGCACUUCAUGGGGCAUAAUGUCAACAGAUCAUCUAUCUACGUGAGAGAUUGCUAUGUUGAGCUGAAAGAUCAAAUCUAUGCAGAAUUUGAUCAAUAUGAAGUUAAUUCAACUUCAACUUCAACCCCAACCACAGCCUCUAAGAAUGCAUUCGUUAUCACUAGCAAUCCAGGAACUGGUAAGUCCUGUUUCCUCUUCUACAUUAUGUAUCUCAUCGCACGGGUCAAGGGAACUAUGGUUGUUCACUCGAUUCACGCCCAGAUUGCCGAUUCAUACUAUCUCUACACUUACGUUGGUGGCAUUCCAGUUGUCAGACUUGGACCCAUGAGUGAUUUUAUCACUCUCCUUUGUCUCAGAUCAACUUUCUUUUUGGUAGACAGCAAAGAGGAGACAAAUUUCGCAGCUAAAACGAUCAUUGUUUCAUCACCUGAUCCGAUGAUCUACAAAGAGUUUCUGAAGAACGUUGGCACGACCCGCAGGUAUAUGCCACCUUGGUUCAAAUCCGAACUUGAUCACGUAAGACCAAUUUUAUACCCAAAUGUCACACAGAAUGCCCUUGAUGCGUCUUCCCAAUGUCAAAUAGAGAAUGCGAUAUCAACAAUCAAUCUAAACUUAUGCGUCGAGAGCAUUGGCAAGGAGGUUCCGAUUGCACCAGGCAGUCACAAAGUGAUUCAAAUUAUCCCAUACGAGCAGGCUGCUCUUCCAAAGUACGCCUCGAUGAAGCUACAGUUCUCAUCCAAGUACGUUGCUGAGCGAGUUGUCAAGGCUGUCGAGGCGGUCGACAUCAACUCGGUCGUCAAGCAACUUCAUGUGCACAAGUUUUUGCACUCACCUCUGGGUGGAUCAUUCUUCGAGUCUUUUGCUCACAGACUAUUGCAACAAGGAGGAGUCUUUGAUAGAAGAAACCUAACCACCACUGCAACAGACAAGAUCACAUUCACGCCAACAGUUUCUUCCACACUCUGCUCUAUCGCAGAUAUUGGCUUAUCACCACCAAACAAGUAUCUACUCCCUAACUUUGACAACUUUCCUGCGAUCGAUAAAGAAGAAGAAAGCUUCCAAGAUAUCCAAGCAAGUGAAGAAAGUCACCCAGUAUGCGUUGUUGAUUGA
Messenger RNA from Heterostelium album PN500, 1470 nucleotides. RefSeq lists its product as uncharacterized. The transcript has 5 exons. Lineage: Eukaryota; Evosea; Eumycetozoa; Acytosteliales; Acytosteliaceae. Bases 1 to 1470 code for a protein of 489 amino acids. The record is from RefSeq and is a predicted model, not a curated record.